Alternaria atra is the source of this 1017-nucleotide messenger RNA. RefSeq lists its product as uncharacterized. Lineage: Eukaryota; Fungi; Ascomycota; Dothideomycetes; Pleosporales; Pleosporaceae. The transcript is spliced from 2 exons. The coding region runs from base 1 to 1017 and encodes 338 amino acids. The record is from RefSeq and is a predicted model, not a curated record.
AUGGCACCCACAGCAGUCAUCGAGCGCGAAGCGCCAGAUGUCGUCCCCAAUGCGACACGCGCCCCGGUGCGCUCGCGUCUCCCCACGGCGCUGCGCGUGCCCAUUCUCAUCAGUUUGAACAUGGGCAUCAACAUGCUGCUAUGGGAGUUCACGGCGAAUUUCCUGCGGCCCGAGUUGGGCGCUGUUAGCAAGGUGCCGAGUGAGGACGAUGUCACGUCUUUCUACUCGCCUGUCGCGCGCAUUGGCAUGCGCUUCUUGACAGUUUGGAUGACGUGGUACUUCAACUACGACUUCUACGAUGUCUCAGCGCUUACCGUCCUGACCUACGCGCCCUUCACCUAUCUCCUCACUACCUUCUACGACAUCUCGACUUUGACCGCUGCGGCCAACAUCUGCAUCGAAGUCCUGUCUUUCGCCGUACCCACCUACCUCCUGCGCCCCCGCUCAAUCGUCCACAGGAACAACGAACCCCUACGCAACCGCUUCCUCCUUAACAGCGUGCAAGUCCAAGUCUCUUCCUCGAUGCUCGCAGCAGGCGUCUACGUCACAAUCCUCUGGGGUGGCCUAAAAAGCGGUGUCCUAAACACCUUCCUAGUUCAAUACUUUGACAUUCCCACGCUCGAAGCCGCCCAUCUCGAGACCCCCGUCUCCAUCCUCAUCAAGACCAUCGUGGUGGGUGUGAGCGCCAAAGCCUUCCUGCUCAACCCUUCGUUCGCAGCCCAGCGUUCUGGUGCACUGACACCGGCGGAAGAAUUCGAUCCCAGUACUGCGACGCUGCCCAAGACUCUUGAACACAACUUCUACAAUUUCAGCAAGAUGACACGGACCCUUAUCCAGCAGACACUUAUCCUGAACGCGUUUUUGUUCGCGGGUACGGUGCAGAGGUGUAUGACGCUCAUUGGUACAGAUGUUGUUGGUGCGGUUGGGUAUGCGGGAGUGUGGGUUGCAGCGAAUACCGUGGUUGCGUUGUGGUACGGAUGGGUGGGAGACACAAGCGCAGACUACGAGCCAUUGUAA